CAAGCCGUGCCUUUUUGGGGGCGUGGUUGGGUAACGAGUGACGAGUGGGGGCGGCAAUUGAGUGAAGAAGCGCUGAACGAGAUCACAAAGGCCCACUGGCGUGGGCGGGGAUCUUUCUAGUAGAAUCGAACGCAGACCGAAUUAGACUGUUUGUUAUGCCAUAUGUAUGUUCGCGCACUUGGCACUGGGCAAGGUCAAAAGCCUCGCAACGGACGGGAAUCUCCCCGGAUCGAAAUGGGUUGGGGAUUUUUCCAUUUCGACCGGGGUGGACCCUUAUCAGCAGUCCUCUAGCACGGAGGCUAUCUGCAGCCAGACAAAGAAUUGGAAUAUCAACAGAACCAUGGCCAAGGACUUCUACAAGGUGCUGGGCCUACGUCGCGGAGUCACUAACUUUGAGAUCCGUAUGACGUACCGCAAGCUGGCACUGCGCUACCACUGGCACUGCGACAAGAACAAGUACUCCCAGGCAGCUGAGCGCUUCAAGCAGGUGGCCGAGGCCUUCGAGGUCCUGUCGGAUAGGAAACAGCGCGACCUGUUCGACGCUGUGGGCGAGGACGGUCUCCGGCGGGCCGGCCACCAGUUCCAUGGUGAUCCGUACGCCACCUUCGCCCAGUUCUUUGGCUACAGAUAUGCGUCGUCAGAGACCUCCGACGACGACGACGACUUUCCGGGUGCAUCAGGAUCAUGGAGUGGCCUGCUCCCAAAGAAUCCGCCGAUAGAACACGAGCUUCUUGUCACUCUGGAGGACAUAGCCAAGGGGUGCACUAAGCGUCCUACGAUCUCGCAACGGAGAAUCUCGUCCAGAGGCCGGGCGACUCAACAUCGCAAAAUGCUCGUCGUCGAGAUUCGUGCGGGCUGGAAGGCGGGCACCAGGAUCACCUUCCCCGGCGAGGGCGACGAGAUGCCCAACCGGCGGCCCGGCGACGUCAUUUUCGUCCUACGGGAGAAGCCACACCCCAUCUUUCGCAGGGAGGGGUGCGAUCUGCACUUCACGGCCCGGAUCACACUGAAGCAGGCGCUGGGCGGUGCCCAACUAGAGGUGCCGACGCUCCAGGGCGAGCCGCUGCACCUCAGCACCAUGGGAGAGGUCAUCAGGCAGGACUCCACGCGCCGCUUCCCAGGCCAAGGACUGCCCCAUCAAGUAAUCGGCUCGUGCCGCGGCGACCUCGUCGUCAACUUCUGCAUCGAGUUCCCCGAAGCAAUUUCGGAAACGGUGAUAUCCUCGCUGUAAUUCCCCCUGCCCUGUUCCCCAGGAGUCGCAGCCACAUCGCCAUUGACGACGUUGUAAUACCACAAUACCUCAAAAAAUAUA
Molecule: messenger RNA, 1312 nt
Organism: Drosophila subpulchrella
Lineage: Eukaryota; Metazoa; Arthropoda; Insecta; Diptera; Drosophilidae
Product: dnaJ protein homolog 1-like
Exons: 2
Coding region: 167-1231 (354 amino acids)
Biological process (GO): negative regulation of transcription by RNA polymerase II
Cellular component (GO): cytosol
Molecular function (GO): protein-folding chaperone binding
Source: RefSeq, a predicted model, not a curated record